Molecule: messenger RNA, 1291 nt
Organism: Aspergillus novofumigatus IBT 16806
Lineage: Eukaryota; Fungi; Ascomycota; Eurotiomycetes; Eurotiales; Aspergillaceae
Exons: 7
Coding region: 1-1020 (339 amino acids)
Source: RefSeq, a predicted model, not a curated record
AUGUCCCUCCUACUAUUCUUUCUUUCCCUAGUCCUCGCCCAACUGCCCCCAGUCUCUUUCUAUAACAUCACAAUCCCCAGCGCCCCAUCCCCAAAUCUUAGUCUCGCAACCUUCACCACCCCUCGACCCUCCUUCCACCCCAUCAACACCACCGUCUUCGACUGGUGGUACUUUGACGCCGUCUCCUCUUCGAAUCCGAACGUCUCUGUUGUGAUCACCCUCUUCACCAGCACACCUACCGCAUUCCCGUUCCUCCCAAGCAAUAGCAACAGCAAUAGCAGUACCGACUCCGUCCUCCUGUCCUACAUCUGGGUUUCUUUUCCAAAUGGGACGAGCUACGCCACCUACGCGGAUGCAUACACUGCGACGGUCGAUGCAGACUGUGGUGUUACCCGAGGAAUAUGGCACGGGAGCGGUGUUUCCUUCACUGGAUCCGAGAGCGGGGAGUAUCUUGUUACUAUUGACGGAGGGGUAGGCGUAGGAGUAUCGAACCCGCAUACACCCUGCGGUGACGACCGGUUGCGUCUGGGUGGUGGUACUGGUUCUACAGGUGCAGUUGGAAUCGGAUGGGCGAGUCUCCUCCCCGAUGCGGAGGCGAGCGUUGAUGUUUUGGUUGGUGGGGAGAGAGUACGAUUUACCGGGGUUGGGUAUCAUGAUAAAGAUGUGGAUAGAGCAAAGAACUGGUCAGAUGGACCAUUUGAGGCGGCGGUGCGGACGUGGUACUGGGGAAGGGGCCGGGUAGGCGCGUACUCUGUCGUCUGGUUUGAUAUGCUUCCUCUUGGGAACGAUACAGAGGUGGUGAGUGGUUGUGAGGAGCGGGUUGUGUCUGUGCGGCCAUGGAAGAAUGGGAUGGUGGCAGCUGCUUAUCCGCCUGUCCUUGGGGAUGUGCCGGAUGGGUUCAGGGUUCUUUAUAGCAUUGGGAUUGAGUAUUAUGCGCGGUGGACGGGGACGAUGACGGCCAACGUAGCCGGGGAGGUCUACGAGGGGGUGGGCAUAUUCGAGCAGUUUGUUAUGCAGUAAAUCAAAAACUAUCAACAGAAAGACAAAAGCUAAGAAAGAUAGGGUAUAUGGAUAUAUAUAUCAGUUACUGACGGGCAGCCAUCCACUCCUCCACCAACCCCCGAUAAUCCUCCAUCCCAUACGGACUCAACACCUUCCCUAAGAUACCCUCCUUGCGCACACUCCUCACCCCCAAAUCAUUCAACAGCAAAUCCACAUACGGAAUCGCAUCAAACACAAAAUCCGGGUUCCGCUUCCCAAAGCCCCCGGGAUACCGCCACUUGCCAAACUG